Stylonychia lemnae is the source of this 330-nucleotide messenger RNA. The record is from the annotation of a GenBank genome assembly. NCBI's taxonomy places the organism in Eukaryota, Ciliophora, Spirotrichea, Sporadotrichida, Oxytrichidae.
AUGAUAAUACUGCCAGUUAGAUCCUAGAUGUCAAGUCCUCAAAAUUAAGAGUAAAACUAGUCAUAUUAAAUCGCAUUUCUAGGAAAAGAAGCUAAAUGCAACAAUAAAUUUCUUAUUAAGCAGCUCUAAAAAAAUGCUAUAAAAGGAAUGAACAGCCAACAGACCAAUGCCAAUGAGAUUUUAGAGCCUUUAAUUGAUAACGAUCAGGAAUAAGGUACAAGUAAAAUAUAUGAAGUCAUUAGCAAUAGUCAUUAACCUCAUUGCCCAAUAUGUGAGCCUAUUAAUUUUGAAGAGAAAAUAAGACCGAUCUAUGAGAUUGAGAUCAAAUGA